Molecule: messenger RNA, 8269 nt
Organism: Physella acuta
Lineage: Eukaryota; Metazoa; Mollusca; Gastropoda; Physidae
Biological process (GO): ATP generation from poly-ADP-D-ribose; regulation of DNA repair; nucleotide-sugar metabolic process
Cellular component (GO): cytoplasm; nucleus
Molecular function (GO): poly(ADP-ribose) glycohydrolase activity
Source: RefSeq, a predicted model, not a curated record
AAACAUGGAAGUCAUCGUAAAAUGCAGAUGGACUUCUGCUAGCUGAUUCCAUUCAUUUAGUUUUAGCAAUAAGUCACUUAUUAGCUUUGUUUAUAAGUAAUGGACUAAAUUAUGUCUAGUCACCCACCCAUUGAGUCAAAUCACUCAGCUAUGCUGCUUUUUACCUUUCUGAACUACUGAGGUAGUAGCCUGACUAUGCAAUGCACCAUGUAGGCUUGAGUUACCUGGAUAGGCUGAAGAGUUUCUCAUCCUGGUUUGGUUCAGCCUCUAAACACAAAAUGUCAGGCGAGGAAGUCAAGCUGCCACCAGAUCAGCCUAACUGGCCUGUGGUGAAGGAGUUGUUGCAAGAUCUGCAAGCACAGCUGGAGAGUAGGAACAUCACUGAGCAGGAAACAGGAUGGUUUAUGCAGACAAUAUACACAGCCAUCCAGUCUGAUAGAUCAGUAAUGUCAACACUAGCAAGUCAGUUGAGUCGUUUUGUGCUGUCUCAUACCAGCCCAGGCAGCAGUCCCCUAUCUCGUUUAAAGUCACAAAUUCAGUCAAACGUGAAGAAAAAACUGGAUUCCAAUUGUGUUUGGUUUGGUCUGGCUAAAUACCUCAGUAGUAUAUCUAAAUCAGAUAGAGAACAUUUCUUGUAUGUUGUUUUGCCUAGAAUAAUUGAAUUUGCUAUCAGAAUAGAGGAGCAUCGACCUAAAGAUGGUUUUCCUGUAUGUAAGCAGCAAAAAUGUAAAAAAGUCACCUUGUCCCGCCAGUUUGUCUGUUCAGUCAUUGCCUGCUUCUUCCUGUCAUUGUUCCCUGAGAGGAUUCGGGAGUCUUCAAAAAUGAAUAUAGUCAAUUUUACACAUUUUUUCAAACAUCUUCAAAUACCUUCUCAAGUUAGUAAAUUAAAAUGCGUCUUACAUUAUUUCCAAUGUAUGAUUGAUAGAAAAGAUGUUGCUGGGAAUAUUAUCUUUACUAGAAAGGCUGCAGCAGCUACUUGGAUGCUGACAUAUGAUGAGUUGCUACAAUGUGAUAUUAGUCUUUGUCCACUUCAAGUUCAUGUUAAAGGUGUGAUAGAGGACAGCCCACAUGCUAUUCAGGUGGACUUUGCUAACAAGUCUAUUGGGGGAGGUGUCCUGGGCAAGUCAAGAGUUCAGGAAGAGAUCAAGUUCAGUGUCUGUCCAGAACUGUUAUCAGCCAUGCUCUUCAUGGAGAACAUGGACCCUAAUGAAGCCAUUGCUGUGUCUGGCUUUGAGCAGUUCUCCUGUUACAAGGGCUAUGCUGAAUCUCUGGAAUUUGCUGGCCACUAUCAUGACCCAUCAGGUGCUAGGGGCCACAAGAUGGUAGCUAUUGAUGCAAUUUCCUAUCGCACCUUACCACUCCUUAACCAGUAUCAGGACAACUUUAUCUUGAGAGAUUUAAACAAAGCUGUUGUUGGAUUUUGUAGGUUUCCUGAGGUGGAUGAAGACUUAGAGUUAAAUCUUAAAGAAGUUGAUAGGACCUGUGAUGAUGCUGCUGAUGUGGUGACAAGUGCCAUGAGAGAUGCUGUUGAAGAUAUACCAAGCUCAGAACUGUUUCCUGUUGAAGUGGAGCUGCAUGGGCUGCAGUCUCUGGGCACUGCUGGCAUUCAGUCAACUGGUGCCGUACCACAAGCUACCACUGCUGCAGGUGACCUGAGGGAUGGCACCAAACUAGAGACGUCCAGCACGUCAGGGAGCAUUUCAGACACCCCACCUCAUGCUGACACCAUGUCACAGAGUGGUGAUGUCAUGCCACUGUCAUGCCAUGCUUCCAAAAGUCUACCUUCAACUACAGUGCAAUCUGUGGAUGCUCCCCAAAGUUCACAAGUAGCAUCAGACAGUACAACAUCAGCAGGUGUAGCUGAGUCAGCAGAGCCAGCAGGAGCUCCAUGUAAACUUGAAGAACGUUCAGAGUUGACUUGUAGCAAGCAUCCCAAUGAUCAAAUUUCCCAUGUUUUGUGUGUGGAUGUAGAAAAUGGUAAUAGAGUUGUUCUGGGAGAUGAGGCUUGCUGUAGAGCAGCUGAUUCAGGUAGUCAAGAUGUGUUCAUGGAUGUAACUGCUGCAGUCUCUGUACAAUCUUAUCCAAGUGCCUCUCCAUCAUACCCCAGUCCAUCAGACCCCACCCCAUCAUACCCCAGCCCAUCAUACCCUAGCCCGUCAGACCCCAGCCCAUCAGAGCCAGCUAAAAUGUCAUUUCAUGAAUCACAACUGUUGAGUGACAUCCUUGGGAACUUGACCAGACCAAGUGACCAUGGAGGGACUACCUUGAGCAGACCCGUUGAGCACCCAGUGAUUUCACCCAUGUUUGUCCACCCUACUGCUGCUGAAGACAUUCUUUCACCCCCCAGUGAAGUGUAUGCAAUAGCUGGUGCACCAGAGGAGUGUGUGCCUGUGUCUACCAGUGAUCUCUGUGUUCCUAGCUUGGUUUCUCUCUGUGACAGUCUUGUAUACUCAGAUCUUUCACAAAGCACAAAUGGAAAUGUUCAGGUAAAGUUGGAUGUGACUGGAUAUGAGACAGCAUCAUUCAAAUCUGCCCAGAGGCUGGAGAGGACACCUUCAGAUCUCUCAGCCCUAUCUCUAGUGGUGAACGUUGGUUCCCAGAGCUUGUCCACCAACUCAGCUGAGGAGGAGAGCACCAAGCCUCUGGAGCUGUUGUCUGUGUCUGUGGAAGAUGAGCAGACCAAAAGUCAGCUGCUGGACACUGGAGCGGCCAGCUUUGAUUCAGUCCUGCCGUCCAUGUCUCCGCAGUCGUCCGGCUCCUCGGCUCAUAUUUCUCCCAACACAUCCAUGACAUCCAGCGAGCCGCUCAACUCGCAGUCCAACUCUGAUUUCUUCCAGCAAGUCUCUGAGGUCUGCGGAGAACAGUACCUAGAGCGCAGAAGUUCUAGAGACUUUUACGGAGAGCUGCGGGAGUUUCUCAACUCCUCGAGCUCAGGUUCUCGCAGCUCAGCCUCUGGUGGGCCCAACUCUAGCUCUAACUCAACCUGGGGGUCAAGGUCAGGAUCUAUAUCAUCUCAUGGCACCAAUGGCUCAUGUAAUGAUUUUGUUGACUUUUGGAAUAACUUCCGGCGCCGAAGCUCCCAGUUGAGUGACACCACGUCUCGCAGGUCCAGCUCCAGCAAACACAGCUCCGACUUCAGCACAGACCUAGAGGAAAUAUCAGAGGGCCUACAGAAAUACAGCCACGGAAUCAUUGAAGAGGAAGGGGGACUCUUCUCCAUGCUGACAGACUUUGCCUCACAAGUUGUAUCCACAGCUGUCAGCAAGGGUGUGGCCACAGCUGUUAACAUCAACUCUGUGGAUCUGGGGGAUCAGGACAGCACACUGGACCAGGUGGCCAGCUUCAUGGAUACAUCUGACAAGAUGGAUAAGGACAGUUCCAUGGAUACAUCUGACAAGAUGGAUAAGGACAGUUCCGUGGAUAAAUCUGACAUGGAUAAAGAAAGUUCCAUGGAUAAGUCUGACAAGAUGGAUAAGGACAAUGAUUUUAACCUGGGGGAUAAGGAUAAAGUAGUAGAUGAAGCAGAUACGGUCAGUGCAGUGGAUCAUAUGGGCAAAGGCCUGCUCCAUAAAUCUGUCAGUCCACAGGUAGAAGAUCGUAGACAUGAAGACCAGUGUCCUGCUGCCUUGCCUGUAGGAGCCAGUGGAAAGAGCCGGAGCAGGUUCUCUAGAACUGCCACCUUAGUCAGACAAGAAAAACUCAACCCAGAUUUUGAAGACUCGCCUGAAGUCUUGUUCCCUCAAGGAGAGGGAUCUGGAAUACCUGGCAAGUUUAGUGAGGGUGAUGGUAUACCUGGCAAGUCUGAGCAUCAGGAGCACCAAGCAACAACUGUCAUUCCAGCUCCAUCAGGUUCACCUGUGUUUUCUAAAUCUUCAGGUGUAAAACCAGGUCAUCAGAGUGUGGAUUCUGGCUUCAUCUCUGUCCAGACCUCGGCAGCGUCACUCCAUGAGCCAGGUGUGUCAGCCUCUAAGCCUGCUAGUGGUGACCUUGUUAGUGGUGACCUUGUUAGUGGUACCCCUGUUAGUGGUACCCCUGUUAGUGGUGACCCUGUUAGUGGUGACCUUGCACAUGAAACCAUUCCAAAGAAAGAGACAUCACUAGACUCCCAUGUGUACAAGCCAUCUUUGCCUAGUUCUACUGCUGAAUCCACACAACUAAAGAACACUGACCAAAACAUCAAACAGAAGCCCACAUCGUCUUUCAAAAGUCAUUCCUCUUCUCAUAUUCCUAAAGCAGCCACCAGUACUGAAGUGCACAGUAAGUCUGGCAAGGCCAAGCGAAUGAAAAGUGUUGAAACAGCUGGCAAAGUGCCCAGCCAGUAUCUCACAGACUCUAAGCUAGCCAGAGAGGCAGCAGCAGCCUCAGUGUCUGAAAGCUCAUCCUGUUCCAUGCAUGUGUCAGUGGGAGCCAGCGGACCAUCCAGAUCAUCAGGGAUACCCAAGUUUAAAAACUCUUCUAAAUCUCUGUCUGAGACAGCCAAGUGUUCCUCCCCUCCACAUCAUAAGGCCAGGCAGGAAGACUUGCCAGUUGAUAGAAAAGAUGGAUCUAAAGCAAAUAGAGCCAAGAAACAAAGCAAGAGAGGAGAUGACAUGUUCCCCCUGCCACAGAAAAGCCGAUACAUAUUUUCUGAUGUUGCCCCUCCCCUCCGUGAGAAGAAACACAGGCACAAAGACAGCACUGCUGAUUCCCCACAGAAAAAACAUGGCAGAAAUACUGGUAGAAAAUCUGAUGAUAAAAAGCGUCCUUCAGCUAAAGAUUCACCUAAAAAAACACCUUCAAAAGAUUACACCAAAUCACCAAAAUUUAUUCGCUUUGUCAACUCUCUAGCUGAAAUAUCAGUGAGUCAAGCAGUGCUAGAAGGGGCUGAGAUCCUCACACAAGCCCCACAUGCUCACGAUGAGAUCUCUGAUGAAGUUUACAACUGGUUUGCCACCAAGAUCAUCAAUGAAGUAUUUUUUCAUGUCCUCACUGAGACAAGGGAACAAGACCCUGCUGUACACCUGGAUGAAAUUGGCGCCUCUGGUGAUUUGGUUCCUUCCGUUGAGGUGGAAGCUUCCAGGUUAAUAGAGAACAUGUUCCAGACGUUGGGCGCCAGCGCAACAGACACUGUGGAAGUGGGAUCUGCCAGACAAAAGUCUAAAGGGAUUCUGCCAGCCAAGUCAGACAUGGCAGCGUCCAGCUGUCAUAGUAAGGUCCCUGGCUCUCUUAAGGUGGUCAAGUUCAAGGAAAGUUAUGAAGAUGAUGAAAGUGCUGCCAAGCCAGCUCAAACUCCAGCCAACAAGACAAACUCCAGCACACCAUUCCGUAUAAGCAGCAGCAUUCCAAUUCCAGUCCGCAGGAAAAGUAGCUUAGAUCUUCCUUUGGUUUCCCCCCCUGUGGGCAGGGGGCCAGGGGAUCUGUCCUCUGACCAGCAGAGAAGAGGUUUGGCCAGUGUGGAUUUGUCUUUAGACAUUUACCAGACAGCCGCCUCAAUAGUCAACCAAGUUUUUCAGACCAUCUCUGACAGCAUGGACGCUCAGGUCCUCAGCCCUGGAUCUUCCUGCCGAUAUGGAACUGUUUCAUCCUCAGAUGCCCAUUCAACAGGCAGCAGAAUUCAUAGUCACUACGAUAGCUUUGCCUCAAAUAUUUUCUCAAGUUCUUCUAUGAAGACUUCAGAGAGUCCACGACGGAGCCGCCGAUCUGUGUCCCCUAGUAUAGGUGUCUUCUUCAGAAAACCCAUGAGCCGUGAAACUCUGACCAACGCAUUUCUCAAGGUUGACCACAGCCCUCAGAUAAAGUCGUACGAGCGACGCAGCAGUGAACCAUGUCAGACAAGCGUGCAGUUGUCCUUGCAGGCCUUCAACAACAACAAGUUCUCUGGGAAGAUGGUGGAGGAUAAAAAUGUCAAAGUUUCAAGGACUGAUGAUGACAUUGGUCGAGGCAAGACAUGGCGUCGUGGCUCCUUGGAAGGAUUCUCGUUUGACCAGCGCAGGAAUUCAUGUGGGUUCAAGGACCCUGUGCUGUCCAGGUUUGCUGAGGAGCUGAUGAAGGCAGACACCUCUGUGCCAGAGCUUGUCAUUGUUGGAUCCCAUGCCAGCUCUUCUUCAACAGGUUCUAGGCGAAGCAGCAUGAGUGCUUUUAGGGAUUCAACUUUAGCUAAUUUAGAAAAUGAACUUCUUAAUACCAGUUUCACAAGUGCCUGUAGCAUGUCCCAGUCCACCAAAUCCCACAGAAAACACAAACAUUUAGACCGGUCAAGGAGUAGAGAAUCUCGCCAAGGGAAGUCAGACAGCUCAGACACAGAGUACUGGUUCCCUCCCCCUAGGUUUGUGGGUGAGGAGUUCCAGCAAGAGUACAACAGACAACACAGCCAAGAUGAGCUGCAGGAUUAUGCGAGUUAUUUUGCUGGUCGUGUAGUGCAGGAGGCUGUUUGUGUGCUCCAGUGUGAGCCAGAAUACAUGAGCCAAGAUGCGCUGGAUGUUGACAUGUUUGCUGAGAACCUGUCUGACCAAAUCAUGCGCGACGUUUUUAUUUCGUCAGUUACCAAAACAGCUGACAGGGUCCAAGCUGGCACAGAUAUCAGGGGAAGUAACCAGUUUCCCUUUGGGGAGGGAGCUAAGCCUAAGACUUCCAAACCUAAAGCUAUUCCACUCAAGAAAGGACAGGAAGCACGCAGUCAUAAAGCUAGUGGAAGUCAACUCCGAGUAGGAAAAGCUUCAUCUUUAAGUGAAUCACCAGUGCACCUCCAGCCCCCCCACUCUAGUCAACCUUUCCAUGGGCCCCGGGGUGUGGUCAAGCACAGACGUAGAACUCCAUCUUAUCCUAAUGACGCUAACAUCCCAAGAACCAAACGCCAUUCCUCACCGUCCCCCUUCUUCCCUGGGGUCUGGUCCCGUCCAGCAGCCUCAUCAUUACAAGUUCCUGUAGGCCAGCAUCGGCCCAGCAUGGUCAUGAGAAGCCUGUCUGAGUCCAGCACCAGCAGAGACAGCAGCAGCAAGCAUCACACUGUGAAAACCAACUUGUACCAGAGGGAGCAGUCACCAGCAAGUGUCAGGUCUGUGGACUUGAGCUCCUGCCUCUCUGACCAGACCUGCUCGUCCAUCCUCUCAUCAUCAUCAGCAUCCUCGUCCACAUCAUCCCUGGCCAGUAUUGGACCCACUGGUCAAGACAACAAACUGGACAUGGAUCCCUCAUAUCCAGAACUUUCUACUCAAGUCUUUCACAAUGUGAAUCAGGAAGCUGUUCCAUCAGUAAAGGUCAGUGAGCAGCCUAGUGUGGGCAGUGUUAGCACGCCACUGAGACGACAAUGUGAGCAGCCUAGUGUGGGCAGUGUCAUCACGCCACUGAGACGACAAUGUCACAGGUCUGUGGCUGAUGAGUUUGCUAAAGGUUUGAGUGAACAAGUCAUGGAGACAGCACUGGAGCAGUGUAGGAGCAACCCUUGGCUCAGGUUUUGUUCCUACCACCAGCCAAUAGCCACAGGUAACUGGGGCUGUGGGGCAUUUCAAGGUAACCCACAGGUGAAGUUUGUGUUGCAGUGGAUAGCUGCAAGUAUUGCCAGAUCUCCCACGUUGUUGUAUUACACUUUUGGUGACCCAAGUUUGACAAAGGCUCAAGAAUUAGCUGCUCUGAUAAGUGGCAUGACAGUUGGCCAGCUUGCGUCCACACUAAGAGAAUACUGUCAUUGGAUUACCAAGAACAUUCCCCCUCCACACCACACCCAGACUGCCCCUAGGCCAGCUGAAGGGCAGCCCCCUCAGUCCUUGUUUGAUUUCAUUUGGGACAAGUUUCACACAGCAGAGGACAGAUGACCAUGAUGUCAGACAACUGCUGGUGUUGUACCCAAGCUAUGUUUGACAGGAGACCAAGGACAUGUAAAUAUUGACAGGUGUAACCAGAGCAAUAAAGUGACCAGCUGCUUCAACUCACCUCACAGUUUCCACAGUCUGGUCCAUUUGAUCCCCACCCCCAUGUGUCAGGUCAUGUGUGUUUGAUCCCCACCCCCUGUGUCAGGUCAUGUGUGUUUGAUCCCCACCCCCUGUGUCAGGUCAUGUGUGUUUGAUCACCAACCCCUGUGUCAGGUCAUGUGUUUGAUCCCCACCCCCUGUGUCAGGUCAUGUGUGUUUGAUCCCCACCCCCUGUGUCAGGUCAUGUGUUUGAUCCCCACCCCCUGUGUCAGGUCAUGUGUUUGAUCCCCACCCCCUGUGUCAGGUCAUGUGUUUGAUCCCCACCCCCUGUGUCAGGUCAUGUGUGUUUGAUCCCCACCCCCUGUGUCAGGUCAUGUGUUUGA